Messenger RNA from Daldinia decipiens, 2487 nucleotides. RefSeq names its product beta-lactamase/transpeptidase-like protein. The transcript is spliced from 7 exons. Bases 663 to 2381 code for a protein of 572 amino acids. The record is from RefSeq and is a predicted model, not a curated record. Lineage: Eukaryota; Fungi; Ascomycota; Sordariomycetes; Xylariales; Hypoxylaceae.
CUCACUACCUUACUGAAAACGUCAUGAAUUAUUUCGGGGCUAUGAAUUAGCAAGUCUAGGUUGAGCAUCUUAAUUAUUCUCGAGAGACAGUGUUACGCUGAAAAGUGUUUCUAUCACGUGUGCUCCGAUGAGCCAACUUACGUUUCUCGACGGUUCAAAUUCCAGAUAGGAAGGUCGUAGAGUCCCUUUACCAUCAUGGUGUGAAUCUGCCAAGGCGUCCCCCGAUGCUACACUGCCGAUCUCAACAUGUAGACAGGUGAUAACAAGACAGACGGUAGCAUGGAUGUUUAAGCUCUAGACCGAAUACGAAUAACUCUAUUUUCAAGUCUAGAAUCUCGCCGCCUGGUAUAUUAUAACUGCGGUAUCUAUAUCUAGUCACCCCAAGUUCAGUCGGUAGGAUACGGAGCUCUACUUUUAGCCAUAACAAGAACACAUAUUGUCAUGAGCCAGCAGGUCCCUGUAUACCGCGUCAAUAUAGGAUUCCGACAACCUGGGCACGAAAUUCGGGUAUCCCUUAGCGUCGAACCCUGCUUGCAUCCUCGAGGGUUGCGUUGGCUCUUUUUAUUUUGUCUAGGCCAAAUAAUGACACCGCUAAGGACCAAUUUGCGUCCAUAAUACUCAAGCUAUUGCUCUUUCGUUCGUCUAGACUUUACUGUUGAAAGAUGCGUCUCCUUAGGCUUGGGGCCGUAGUAGGCUCGAUCGUGUCUAUUAUAGCUGCUUCUCCAACAUGUCCCAUUGAUGGACCUGUUUUCCCUAAGCCUCUUCAACCGUCUAAGAGCGAAGCGAUUAAGGCCGCAGUGGCAACGCUGAAAGAUGUGUUCGCUAAUGCUACUGGGAAAGCCCAGAAAUACUCUAUAUCAGUGCAAGUCUUCUCGGUGAACGAGCCAGAGCCCCUAUUCUCGCUGUCACAUACAGCGCCGAACCUCGCAAGCAAGAGGAGUACAGGAGUUAAAAAGGUUGAUGAGAACACUGUAUUCAGACUUGGGAGCUUGACUAAGAUUUAUACGAUCUACUCGUUCCUGAUCAACGCUGGUGACAGCCUCUGGAACGAGCCAAUCACCAAAUAUGUCCCUGAGCUUCAAGCUUUAGCAAAUCGAUCAGAUCCAGUAAGCUACGUGGCGUGGGAUGAACUUACUCUUGGAGGUCUUGCAUCACAAUUGACGGGUAUCCCCCGGGAAUAUGCGUUACUUGGCGAAUUGACACAGUCGGAGGAUACGAGAGACAAUGUGAUAGAGUACGGAUUUCCACCUUUGACUCAAGACGAAAAACCCCCUUGCGGAGUAGAUCCUACUUGCGACCGAGAGCAGUUUUUCAAUGGGAUUAGUUUAUUCUAUCCAUCUCUGGCCCCCUUCCAAACACCGGCGUACUCCAACGUUGCAUUCCAGCUGCUCGGAUAUGCCCUCGAAACCAUAACAGGCAAGACAUUUCAGACGUUGAUGGAAGAGAGUGUGAUUAAGCCCCUAGGGUUAAAUAACACAUUCCUAAAAGCACCAGAAGACUCACGCGGCAUCAUUCCCGGGGAUCGUUAUGAAACGGGCUGGGCUUUUGAUAUUGGUGAAUCCCUAGCCACCGGGAACAUGUACGCCUCGGCCAAGGAUGUAUCUACGCUGGGCCGGGCAAUUCUCAGCUACAAGCUGCUCUCACCCGUGUCUACAAGGCGAUGGCUUAAGCCUUUCGCUUUCUCAUCCGAUCCACUUGCCAUGGUCGGAAUGCCCUGGGGCGCCAGGAGAAUCAAGCUGGAAGACACAUAUCGAUACACUACGGCUUUCAACAAAGCCGGGAAUAUCGGAGACUACAGUGCUAUCCUAGCCAUUCUACCAGAUUUUGACAUAGGAAUAACCAUACUCCUGGCUGGUGAGAUUCCGGGAAAUACGGGCUUUAGUUUUGCCGAUACCAUUGGAGAGCAUAUUCUCCCUGCGAUAGAAGAGGCCGCCCGUUCCGAAGCAGGAGCCCAAUACAGCGGACACUACGUUUAUCCCAACGACAAAAUAAACUCGUCGAUGACCAUCACCACUGAUGAACUCCCCGGACUAAGCAUAUCCCAAUGGUUUAGCAACGGGACAGACUUUGCCUGGAUUGCAACAGUUUUACAAAACCAGUAUUACCCACUCACGCCCCGUAUCAGGCUUUACCCAAGCGGCCUCGAGGGGCCAGCGGAAAACGGUGGGAAGCGUGUGGCGUUUAAAGCGAUGUUUGAAGAUGCAGAUGCUCCUAGGAAUGACAAUAAGAUGUUUUCGACUGAAUGCGGCUCGUGGGUAACCAUUGAGUCUAUCAUAUACGGGUCAGCGUCUAUGGACGAGUUGAUCUUCAAUGUAGAUUCUGGUGGGAAGGUUGUUAGCGUUACGUCGCCAUCGUUGAGAGUUACUUUAAAUAAGGAGUAGUUGUUUUCUCGGGGUUUAUAUUGUAAUACAUAGCUGUUAUUAUAUCAGGCAGUUUUUGGGUUUAGUUAAGUCUCAAUAAAGCUGUGGCGAAGCCUUUUGAAAUACA